AUGGCUUCGUUCGCUAGAACAGUUCCUAGACUCAGCUUCAGACCUCUUAUUGCAGUCUCCCUAGCUGCUGCGGGAGCGUAUGCUUACCACGAGAACAACGGGCCUACUCCGACUCCGAACAAUUCUGGCAAGCUGCUGGCUUCGUCGACCUUGUUGGCUACCAACGUCAGAGAGGCCAGCGCCUCCGUCAAGCCGUUCGAGGAGUACCAGAAAAUUUACAACGACAUAGCGGAAAAGCUCAGAGAGGAAGACGACCGCGACGACGGGUCGUACGGCCCCGUUUUGGUGAGACUGGCCUGGCACUGUUCCGGCACGUACGACCAGAACGACUCGUCGCAAAAUAAGGGCGGCUCGUAUGCGGGAACAAUGAGAUUCCAGAAAGAGCAGGACGACCCAGAAAAUGCAGGCUUGAAGGUGGCACAGGAUUUUCUGGAACCGUUCAAGACUAAAUAUUCCAGCCUGUCGUACGGCGAUCUUUGGACCCUGGGAGGCGUGUGUGCCAUCCAGGAGCUCAACGGGCCAAAAAUCAAGUGGAGACCCGGCCGCAAGGACCUCGGCCUCGACGCUGUUCCUCCGUACCACCGUCUGCCGGAUGCGUCUCAGGAGACCGGAGAGUACGUGAGAUCGGUGUUCAACAGCAGACUCGGCUUCACGGACCAGGAGAUGGUGUGUCUGAUCGGCGUGGGCCAUGCUCUGGGCAGAUGCCACGUCGACGCGUCGGGCUACGACGGUCCAUGGACGUUCUCACCUACAAUGGUGACCAACGAUUUUUUCAAGCUGCUCUUGGACGAGGACUGGAAAAUCAGAGACUGGGACGGGAAGAGACAGUACACGGACUCGAGCACCAAGUCUCUGAUGAUGCUCCCAACCGACAUGGUGCUGAAGAAGGACUCAAAGUUCAGAAAGUACGUGGAGCUGUAUGCCAAAGACGAGGAGAAGUGCAUGUCGGACUUUGCCGACGUGUUUUCGCGACUCCUUGAGCGGGGAAUCAAAUUCCCAGACUCCACCAAGCCGAUGGUCUUCAAGACCCUCGAGGAACAGGGACUCUAA
Ogataea angusta is the source of this 1050-nucleotide messenger RNA. RefSeq lists its product as uncharacterized. NCBI's taxonomy places the organism in Eukaryota, Fungi, Ascomycota, Pichiomycetes, Pichiales, Pichiaceae. The record is from RefSeq and is a predicted model, not a curated record. Gene Ontology annotation, molecular function: peroxidase activity; heme binding. Gene Ontology annotation, biological process: response to reactive oxygen species; hydrogen peroxide catabolic process; cellular response to oxidative stress. The transcript has a single exon. Bases 1 to 1050 code for a protein of 349 amino acids.